Messenger RNA from Pelmatolapia mariae (spotted tilapia), 948 nucleotides. RefSeq names its product immunoglobulin kappa light chain-like. Lineage: Eukaryota; Metazoa; Chordata; Actinopteri; Cichliformes; Cichlidae. The record is from RefSeq and is a predicted model, not a curated record. The transcript is spliced from 4 exons. Gene Ontology annotation, biological process: response to bacterium. The coding region runs from base 1 to 948 and encodes 315 amino acids.
AUGGCAUCUGCACAGUUUGUCGUCUAUCUGACAUGUUUGUUCUUGGGGGAAACAGUUCACACAAAUGACCUCAAAUUCUCCUUGUCUGUUCAUCAAGAAAGACACUUUGUAUCAGCUAAUACUGGGGGCAAUGUGAGUCUGUGCUGUUUCUAUGAAGGUAAUGAUGUGGCAAGGCUUUACUGGUAUAAGUUAAAUUUGGGAAAGGAAUCAAAGCUCAUUUGUACUGUCAACACAGUGGACAAUCACGCCAUGUUUCAUGAUGAAUUCAACACUGAUCCACGAUUCACAGUGAAUUUUGAAAAAGGAAAGAUUGACUUAAAGAUAACAGACCUGCAAAUUUCAGACUAUGCUACUUACUAUUGUGCAAGCAGCUAUGGAUACAGGUUUGCAUUUGCAGAGGGUACUGUCAUUGAUGUAAAAGGUUCAGGGUCGAACAUCCCAACUUUAGUGCAGCAGUCAACAUCUGAGACCAUCCAGCCAGGAGGCUCCGUGACUCUGAACUGUACAGUACACACUGGGACCUGUGAUGAAGAACACAGUGUUUACUGGUUCAGAGACUCUGAAGAAUCUUUACCAAGAAUCAUUUACAGCCAUGGAGGCAGGAAUGAUCAGUGUGAGAGGAAACCCAACACACAGUCACACACCUGUGUCUACAACCUGCCAAUGAAGAGCCUGAAUACGUCUCAUGCUGGGACCUACUACUGUGCUGUCGCCUCAUGUGGACACAUACUGUUUGGAAACGGGACCAAGCUGAACUUAAUAGAUGAGGUGGGAUUGCUUUACUUGGUGCAUGUCCUGAAUGGAGUUGUUGCAUUCAUUUGUGUCCUUAGUUUGUGUUUAAUGUCCUUCUUGUUUGUAAUGACCAAAAAGAAAAGCAUCCACUUCACAGGAUCACCAGAACAUUUUAAGGGACAACAAAACAAACAGAUCAAGAAGACAGCGAGAUGA